GCCCCCGCCGCCGGGGACAUGUCUAACCCUGGGGGCCGGAGGAACGGGCCCGUCAAGCUGCGCCUGACAGUACUCUGUGCAAAAAACUUGGUGAAAAAGGAUUUUUUCCGACUUCCUGAUCCAUUUGCUAAGGUGGUGGUUGAUGGAUCUGGGCAAUGCCAUUCUACAGAUACUGUGAAGAAUACACUUGAUCCAAAGUGGAAUCAGCAUUAUGACCUGUAUAUUGGAAAGUCUGAUUCAGUUACGAUCAGUGUAUGGAAUCACAAGAAGAUCCAUAAAAAACAAGGUGCUGGAUUUCUUGGUUGUGUUCGACUUCUUUCCAAUGCCAUCAACCGCCUCAAAGACACUGGUUAUCAGAGGUUGGAUCUAUGCAAGCUUGGGCCAAAUGACAACGAUACAGUUAGAGGACAGAUAGUAGUAAGCCUUCAGUCCAGAGACCGGAUAGGCACAGGAGGACAAGUUGUGGACUGCAGUCGUUUAUUUGAUAAUGAUUUACCAGAUGGCUGGGAAGAAAGGCGAACUGCCUCUGGAAGAAUCCAGUAUCUAAACCACAUAACAAGAACUACACAGUGGGAACGCCCAACACGACCAGCAUCUGAAUAUUCUAGUCCCGGCAGACCUCUUAGCUGCUUUGUUGAUGAGAACACUCCAAUUAGUGGAACAAAUGGUGCAACAUGUGGACAGUCUUCGGAUCCCAGACUGGCCGAGAGGAGAGUCCGGUCACAACGACAUAGAAAUUACAUGAGCAGGACACAUUUACAUACUCCUCCAGACCUACCAGAAGGCUAUGAGCAGAGGACAACACAGCAAGGUCAGGUGUAUUUCUUACAUACUCAGACCGGUGUGAGCACGUGGCAUGAUCCAAGAGUGCCUAGGGAUCUUAGCAACAUCAAUUGUGAAGAGCUUGGUCCAUUGCCUCCUGGAUGGGAGAUCCGUAAUACUGCAACAGGCAGAGUUUAUUUCGUUGACCAUAACAACAGAACAACACAAUUUACAGAUCCUCGGCUCUCUGCUAACUUGCAUUUAGUUUUAAAUCGGCAGAACCAGUUGAAAGACCAACAGCAACAGCAGGUGGUAUCGUUAUGUCCCGAUGAUGCAGAGUGUCUGACAGUCCCACGGUACAAGCGAGACCUGGUUCAGAAGUUAAAAAUUUUGCGGCAAGAACUUUCCCAACAACAGCCUCAGGCUGGUCAUUGCCGCAUUGAGGUUUCCAGGGAAGAGAUUUUUGAGGAAUCAUAUCGGCAGGUCAUGAAAAUGAGACCAAAAGAUCUGUGGAAGCGAUUAAUGAUAAAAUUUCGUGGAGAAGAAGGCCUUGACUAUGGAGGGGUUGCCAGGGAGUGGUUAUAUCUGUUGUCACAUGAAAUGUUGAAUCCUUACUAUGGCCUCUUCCAGUAUUCAAGAGAUGAUAUCUAUACAUUGCAGAUCAAUCCUGAUUCUGCAGUCAAUCCGGAACAUUUAUCCUAUUUCCACUUUGUUGGACGAAUAAUGGGAAUGGCCGUGUUUCAUGGACAUUACAUUGAUGGUGGCUUCACAUUGCCUUUUUAUAAACAGUUGCUCGGGAAGUCCAUUACUUUGGAUGACAUGGAGUUAGUUGAUCCAGAUCUUCACAACAGUUUGGUGUGGAUUCUUGAGAAUGAUAUUACAGGUGUUUUGGACCAUACCUUCUGUGUCGAACAUAAUGCAUAUGGUGAAAUUAUUCAGCAUGAACUUAAACCAAAUGGCAAGAGUAUCCCUGUUACUGAAGAAAAUAAAAAAGAAUAUGUCAGGCUCUACGUGAACUGGAGAUUUUUACGAGGCAUUGAGGCACAGUUCCUGGCUCUGCAGAAAGGAUUUAAUGAAGUAAUUCCACAGCAUCUGCUGAAGACAUUUGAUGAGAAGGAGUUAGAGCUCAUUAUUUGUGGACUUGGAAAGAUAGAUGUUAAUGACUGGAAGGUAAACACCCGGUUAAAACACUGCACGCCAGACAGCAAUGUCGUCAAGUGGUUCUGGAAAGCUGUGGAGUUCUUUGAUGAAGAGCGAAGAGCACGGUUACUUCAGUUUGUGACAGGAUCAUCUAGAGUGCCUCUGCAGGGCUUCAAGGCUUUACAAGGUGCUGCUGGCCCACGACUCUUCACCAUACACCAGAUCGAUGCCUGCACCAACAACCUGCCAAAGGCCCACACGUGCUUCAAUCGAAUAGACAUUCCGCCCUAUGAAAGCUAUGAAAAGUUAUACGAAAAGCUGCUAACGGCCAUCGAAGAGACAUGUGGGUUUGCUGUGGAAUGAUGAACUUCACGGAUUUACCCCGGACUCUAUUUAUACCCUGACCGACAGCCUCCUUUCAGCAAAGUUGCCCGGAAUGCUGAAAUACAGGAAAAUGCCCCACCCCCCCUAAAAAAAAAAAAAAAAAAAGUUUAGGACACUGUGAGGGGAAAGGACAAUUUUGAAAUUCCUUUUCAAGGAAAAAAGAGGUCUUUAUGCUUUGCCAUGAGGCCACACUCAGCUGCUAUUUAAAAUUAAUAUCUUGAACCUAAAGAAUGCUGACUUUUCCUACAUUUCCAGAGUUAGGCAGUAUUCUACACUUAAAGACUACUACUAUUUUUAUAAAAAGGUAAUCUAUUCAGAUCGCUCCACAGAUUUCAAGUCUCUCAAACAUCAAGACAACUCCAGCAGUCGGUACACAUCACAUUUCAUUUGGAUCAAAUACAUGAUUUUGAACAGUUCCUGUACUUGCUCUUUGUAAAAAGAAAUAAAAUUAUUUUGAACGAUUCUACCUUU
Messenger RNA from Lynx canadensis (Canada lynx), 2757 nucleotides. It is a transcript of the gene SMURF2, whose product is annotated as SMAD specific E3 ubiquitin protein ligase 2. The record is from RefSeq and is a predicted model, not a curated record. Gene Ontology annotation, biological process: negative regulation of BMP signaling pathway; ubiquitin-dependent protein catabolic process. NCBI's taxonomy places the organism in Eukaryota, Metazoa, Chordata, Mammalia, Carnivora, Felidae. Bases 19 to 2265 code for a protein of 748 amino acids. Gene Ontology annotation, molecular function: ubiquitin protein ligase activity; protein binding. The transcript has 19 exons.